UUGAAUGCACAAUGUGGAGUGUAGUGGUGCUGUCUACCUCUCAAGGUUGUUUGGUACGGAGUGCAUAUGUCUAAGAAAAAAAAAACUCGAACGGUAGCCUGAAUAUAGAUUGCCACUAAAGAUUCUUAAACUUAUAGAGUGCUUUGAGACUGCUAGUUUGAUAUGCAAGUGUGGGAGAUUGAUGUUCCCAGCAGAUGAUGGUAGACCUGAUCUUUACAGUGAUUUUUUCUUAAUUUUAGUUCAUGCACAAAGAAUGAAGUCUAGAUUAAACUAGUGAAUGUACUAACGUUAAUAAUUGAGAGAUCAUAUUCAUCAUAAUUACAUUGUUUUUUUCCCUACCUGUAAGGGGCGAAUACAAUAUGUUGUCAAAGAGUGUAGCUGGAGGGGGGGAUAGACAGUAGAAGAGAAGGUUACUUGCAUAUAAUAAUGCACAAUAUAUCACAAAUGAGGCACUGUUACAGGUGUUAUACGUCGAUAUGUCACAGCUGACUAAAAGUUACCAUUUUAAUGUCACAAGAUAAGUUAUGUAUUUGAGCUCCAUAUUUUUGCAUGGGCUGAUAUAAAGUCUAGACAAUUUAGUUAACUAUAUGUACACAAAUUGAAUUAUAACACAUUUAAAUUACAUAAAAUGACAACAUGUGAUUCUGAGAUGCGCAAUGUUUUAGUCUUAAUACACGAAAGACAGUUUGCAGUGUAGUUUGGGAUUCAGGGUGCAGAGAAAAUUAACCGUAGAAAACCUAAAGCCUGAUCGCCCAACAUCAGUGUUUCUCAGUCUUAAGCUUCCCGUGUUUGACUCAUUGUACACUAAUACAAGUAGUGUGUAAAUUUCUGUUUAAUUUGCUUGUGUAGGAGUAGAGAUUUCCUGAAAAUAUGGAGAUUGAGAAACACUGUUAAUGUUUUAUAGUUUCCCCCUUUUAUAUUAAAAUCCAAACAGUAAUUGGCCUAAUACAGGUUCAAUAUAUCUACAUUUAAAACUGUAAAUGUCCCAUUCAAACAUUUAGGAACAUGUCCUAACAAACGUAGGUUUUCUUAGAUGUUCCAGGUCUAUAAGGUAAGGCGGUGUGUAUGUGAUGUGAAAAAUAUUUGGGUUUGAUUGCUUUAAACUUCUAUUAAAUGCAAUUAAUGUUUCUAUUAUUUUCUAAAAUGCAAAAUAUGUGUAUUCGUAUAAAAGCCCUUCAGCUCACGGUUCUAUCUUUCUCUCUCUGUUUUUUUCUUGUCUCCUCCUGCAGUUUGCACCUCACCACCUUCUGCUUGCAGUACAGGCCCACAGUCGUCGCGUGUGUCUGCAUCCACCUGGCCUGUAAGUGGUCCAACUGGGAGAUCCCUGUGUCUACAGAUGGCAAGCAUUGGUGGGAGUACGUGGACCGCACCGUAACGUUACAGCUGCUGGAUGAGCUCACACAUGAGUUCCUUCAGAUCCUGGAGAAGACGCCCAGCAGGCUGAAGAGGAUACGAAACUGGAGGGCUAUUCAAGCAGCAAAGAAGCCAAAGACAGAGGGCCCAUCAGUGGACAGUGCCUUCCAGGGGACGUCCUUAGACGGCCUUCCUGGUGUCACCAACUCCUUCUUCCCCUCCACCUCCUCAUCAGACUCCUCAGACAUGCCCUCCCUCAACAACAUCGCAGUCCCCUUUGGUUCCUACCAGCCACUGAGCGACCAGUCAAAGUCCUGCGGCUACGAGCAGUUCUCUGAGCCUCACCCAUCAGACUUCACACUGGUGAAACACGAACACAAAGCUGCAGGCGGGUCGAGUAAACAGCAGCCGCUCGCUACAAAUGCCGCCACUUUUUCACGGCCGCAGAAAGUUUUGACUCUGGAGAAGUACAGAGAGAAACAUGCGGCGGAGCUGGCCAUGCAGAACGGUAUAAAGGAUGAGGCGGGCACAGACAUGUACACGCCUCCUCCAGCUCUCUCCUCACACCACCACAAGAAACGCUCUCAGCCACAGCAGGCCGGCCAGUCUGGUGACGGCAGGAGAGAAAAGUCCAGCUCUAAAAAGUCUCGGCAGCCUCCCUCUUUCGAGAACGGCUCCGCUACUAGCGAGGAGCUCAAGAUGAGAAUCAAAGUUUCAUCAGAGCGUCACGGAGGCUCAGAGCAGGGCGGGACUCUGCCUGGAAAGGACAAGCACAAAGAGCACAGUGGCCACCGUCACUCGAAACACGGCCACUCGCACGCUUACUCCCUCAGCGGGAACGGCAGGGGGACAAUAGACAACCAAUCCUUAUCUCUACGAGCCCCCAGCGGCCACGACGUGAGCUCCUCCGGCUCGUCUCGUAAGAGGCCUCACUCUGACGCCGGAAACCACAACCACCACCACUCGUCCAAGAGCCGGAGCUCCAAAGGAAGCCUCGGCUCGUCCCACUACUCGUCAGAGAGCGCCCAGAGGAUGAUGGAGCACCACGGCCACGACGGAACCAACGGCCUGCUGACCUCCAACGGCCAACACACCGACUACAAAGACACUUUUGACAUGCUGGACUCUUUACUAAGUGCCCAAGGAAUGAACUUGUAACCCCCGGAGAGUCCACAGUGUUGUCUAGAAUAAGGUAUUACCAUGUUUAAUAGAAUUUUAAAAAAUGAAUUUAUUUGUCUUAAGUUAUCUGAAUUCUGCAUCGCCCUCAGUCGUGUCUACACACUGAUCAUUGAUGAUUCUCGUUGAGCUGUCAAAUGUAAAAUUAUAUGCAUAGAGCUGUGUACUACUAGCUUGCAACAAAAACAAACCACGAGAAAUUUGAAGAAUGAGGCUGGAAAAAUGGGAUUUUAAACGUUCUUUAACGCGAGCUGACAUGAUUUUAAUGUGCAUGUUUUCAGUCACAAAAGGGAAGACAUAGCUAGUGUUCGCAGCCAUUGUGACAGUUUACAGACAGUUAAUGUUUUUUUUUUUUUUUUUGUAUGUUAAAGACAUUUUGUUCCACUAAAAAUCUCAGGUCUUGAACUUUUUUGAUAUAAGAACGAAUCUUCCUCUGUUUGGGUUUAUUACCUGUAUCUGUGGAGAUGUAUCACCUCGUCCAUUUGUUGACGAAGAGGGCAGAACUUUAGCAUCUGUCUUAGGAAACAUGGUCUGCUUAUAUUUCAAAGAGUGCAUCAAUAGUUCCAAAAAACAAUACAAAUGUGAGGCCGACUCCAUUUGCUGUCUAUUUGCUGUCUAUUGGGAUUUCCAAGGCCGCACCUGAACUUAAUGUGCAGACUCAUUAUAGAGCUACAAAUGAAGUUUACGUUACAUCUGCUGUGAAAGUGCAUUUAAGAUAUAUCGGCUAAAAUUGCAAAAAGGCCUCGUGAUUGUACUUCGUCAAUCGCUAUUCAGUAUGAUAAAUGUUAUUAACUAUCAGAAAAUACAGAUCUCUAAAAUAAGAUUGUGUAUAUAGGACUGUAGUUCAGAUCUAAAUCUGUUGGUUUAUUGCAUCAGUCCAAACCUUUCUCCAUUCAGUGUAUCAUGAGAUCUAAAGCAGACUGUAUUGAUGAACAUAUCCUCGAUUUGUGUAUUGGGAGCCCAAAUAAAGGUGUAAAAGUGA
Dicentrarchus labrax (European seabass) is the source of this 3511-nucleotide messenger RNA. Its product is annotated as cyclin-T2. The transcript has 4 exons. NCBI's taxonomy places the organism in Eukaryota, Metazoa, Chordata, Actinopteri, Moronidae. The record is from RefSeq and is a predicted model, not a curated record. Gene Ontology annotation, molecular function: cyclin-dependent protein serine/threonine kinase activator activity. Gene Ontology annotation, cellular component: nucleus; cyclin/CDK positive transcription elongation factor complex. Gene Ontology annotation, biological process: positive regulation of DNA-templated transcription, elongation; regulation of transcription by RNA polymerase II. Bases 1114 to 2511 code for a protein of 465 amino acids.